Psammomys obesus (fat sand rat) is the source of this 8214-nucleotide messenger RNA. It is a transcript of the gene Arhgef17, whose product is annotated as Rho guanine nucleotide exchange factor 17. Bases 67 to 6225 code for a protein of 2052 amino acids. Lineage: Eukaryota; Metazoa; Chordata; Mammalia; Rodentia; Muridae. The transcript is spliced from 21 exons. Gene Ontology annotation, molecular function: protein binding; guanyl-nucleotide exchange factor activity. Gene Ontology annotation, biological process: actin cytoskeleton organization; intracellular signal transduction. The record is from RefSeq and is a predicted model, not a curated record.
AGGGGCGCAGGGGGGGGUUGGCCGCGGCGUCCCGAGGCCGGCCCCCCCGGAGUGACUGCCGCCACCAUGGCGGACGGGGCACCCCGGCCCCCACUGUAUCGCAGCGUCUCGUUUAAACUGCUGGAGCGCUGGAGCGGCGGGCCCGGGCCGAGGGAGGAGACCGCGGACACCCCCGGGCUGCGGCGCCGAGCUUCGUGCCGGCCAGCCGCGGCAGCCCCGGGCCAGCCCUCCCGGCGCGUGUCCAAGCUGGCGUCGGGGCCCCCGGCCGCCCCCGCGCAGCCGCGCCCGCUCCGCAGCCUCUCGCCGUCCGUGCGCCAGCUCUCCCGGCGUUUCGCCGCGGCGCGUCUGGAGGACGACGCCGCCGGCGCCCGCGACGGCCGCUGCUCGCCCGGCUCCACCGAAGAAGCGACGGAGGGCGCCGAGCGCGGUGCCUGGCCCAGCGUCACCGAGAUGCGCAAGCUCUUCGGCGGCCCGAGCUCCCGGCGACCCAGCGUGGACUCGGAGGCCCCGGGGACGACCAGCCCCGACGGGGCUUCGUGGGAGCCCCCGCUUCGCGAGCCCCGGCAGCCUCCGACGCCACCUCCGCGAACGUGCUUCCCGCUGGCCGGCCUGCGUUCGGCGCGGCCGCUGUCCGGGCCGGGGGCCGAGGGGAGGCGGCGUCGGCAGCACCAACAACAGGAGCGGGCGCAGCGUCCGGCGGAUGGUUUACAUUCUUGGCAUAGCUUCUCCCAACCGCAGGCAGGGGCCCGGGCCUCCUCCUCCUCCUCCUCCGUUGCCUCCUCCUAUCCUGUCAGCCGGGCUCCCAGUUCCAGCGAGGAGGAAGAGGAGGGACCGCGGCCGCAACUUGGGCCUCAGAGCCCGGCCUACCUCGGCGGCCACUCUUCCGGCAGUGACGAGGACCCAGACGGUGAGGAUGGCCGUCGGUGGCGAGGGAGAGGGCUCAGGCCCGAAAGCUCUCCGCUGGUUCACGGCUGCAGCCAGGACAGUGACGAGCUAAAUCCGGGGACCUCGGGAUCAGCAGGGGGUGUCAGGAGCCCCGAACCUCCCCCGUCUCCAAGAACCUCUAUAGAGGAGGGACUCCGAGAGUUGGGUGCUGGCACGCAGCCUGGCGUCCCAGGUCCCCAGGAGAGCUUAAGGCCAAUGUCCGACACUGGGGGGGCACCUUUCCGCGUGGCCAAGGUGAGCUUUCCCGCCUACCUGGCCAGCCCGGCUGGCUCGAGAGGCAGUAGCCGCUAUUCCAGCACUGAGACCCUCAAGGAUGACGAUAUGUGGUCCAGCCGCAGUUCUGUGAGCUGGGGUGUAUAUCGCUCCCCAAGUUUUGGAACCGGAGAUGGGCUCCUUCUGCGGCCGCAGACUAGGUCCCGCGCUAAGGGACCUGUAGGCACCACUAGGCCGCCGAGGGACGGAGGGUUGGAGCUAGACAGGAACCGGCAGCGAAAGUCGCUGUCGAAUCCAGACAUCGCUUCCGAGACCCUGACGCUGCUCAGUUUCCUGCGCUCAGACCUUUCCGAGCUGAGGGUCCGAAAGCCCAGCGGGGGCCCAGGGAACAGCCCCCUAGAUGGCAGAGCUUCACCGUCAGCAGGUAGCCCCAUGGAGCAACCUGAGUCCAUCCUGUCCCAGAGUCCAGCAUCACCCACCACCCGACCCACCCUCAAGGACCUGACAGCUACCCUGCGCAGGGCCAAGUCAUUCAGCUGCUCAGAGAAGCCCAUGGCCCGGCGCCUGCUCCGCACCAGUGCCUUGAAACCCAGCUCCUCUGAGCUGCUCCUGGCAGGUUCUGGCACAGAGGAGGAUCCGUUGCCACUCGUGGUCCAGGAUCAGUAUGUGCAGGAAGCCCGUCAGGUUUUUGAAAAGAUACAGCGUAUGGGUGCACAGCAGGACGAUGGCAGUGAAGUCCGCCCUAGAAGCCCCGACUGGGCCGGGGACAUGACCCAGGGGCAGCGGUCUCAGGAGGAGCUCUCUGGGCCUGAGUCCAGCCUGACAGAUGAGGGCAUUGGGGCAGACCCUGAGCCUCUUGGUGCUGCCUUUUGCAGCCUAGAUCCUGGAGGGGUGUGGCGACCCCUUUCCUCAACCUCAGCUCAGACAAACCACCACCGAGGGGCUGGGACAGAAGACAGUCUGGGUGGGAGGGUCCUUGUGUGUCCCGAGACCCCUCUAACUCCAGGAGCCCUCCGCAGGAGACGCAAAGCCGCACCCUCAGGCCCUAGUGGAACUGAACUAAGCAACGGGGAGGCGAGUGAGGCCUACAGAUCCCUGAGUGACCCUAUUCCACAGCGCCAUAGGGCUGCCUCCUCCGACGAGCCCUCCGGGUUCUCUGUGGACAGCAAUCUUCUGGGCUCGCUGAACUCUAAGACAGGGCUUCCAGGGACCCCAACUAUGGAUGAGGGCCUGACCAGCGGCCACAGUGACUGGUCUGUGGCUAGCGAAGAGAACAAGGACUACCAAGAAGUCAUUCAGAGUAUAGUUCAGGGGCCUGGUGCCUUGGGGCGUAUGGGAGAAGACAGAGUUGCUGGCAAGACCCCUAAGAAGAAAUCUCUGAGUGACCCUAGUCGCCGUGGGGAGUUAGCUGGGCCUGGAUUUGAGGGCCCGGGAGGGGAGCCCAUUCGAGAGGUAGAACCCCUGCUGCCUCCAUCCAACAGUGAACCUAUCCUUGCAGAACAGUGGGCAAAGCCAGAAGACCCUGUCCCUGCCAGGGGCAGGGCACAGUCCGAGAGGGCUCUACCUGCCCCCUCCACUGCCCGCCAUGACUUCCAUCUUGACCCCAAGCUGGCAGAUGUUCUCUCCCCUCGCCUCACCCGCAGAGGUUCCAAGAAGCGCCCAGCCCGGAGCAGUCACCAGGAGCUUCGGAGAGAGGAGGGCAGCCAGGACCAGGCUGGUAGCCUGACACAAGUCCGCUCUUCCUCCAAACAUGUCCGCCAUGCCAGUGUCCCUGCCACCUUCACACCUAUUGUGCCCGAGCCUGGGACGCCUGUGGAACCCCCUGUGACGGUGCCAGAGCCUGUGGGCUUCCCUGCUAGAGGCCAUCCCACCCUGCAGGCCCCAUCGCUUGAGGAUGUCACUAAGCAGUACAUGCUGACCCUUCACUCUGCUGACGCCCCUGCCUCAGGUCCUGUGGACCUACCCUGCUUGCCUCCCUCUGCACCACCCUCUGCUGAGACCAAGCCCGCCGGGGCUGCCAAGGCCGCUCCAGAUGAGCCUGCCCCAGCGAGCAAGUGCUGUAGCAAGCCUCAAGUGGACAUGAGGAAGCACGUGACCAUGACCCUGCUGGACACAGAGCAGUCAUAUGUGGAGUCCCUGCGCACCCUAAUGCAGGGCUAUAUGCAGCCGCUGAAGCAGCCAGAGAACUCCUUGCUGUGCGACCCCUCUCUGGUGGACGAAGUCUUCGGCCAGAUCCCCGAGCUCCUGGAGCACCAUGAGCAGUUCCUGGAGCACGUGCGGCACUGCGUGCAGACGUGGCACGCCCAGCAGAAGGUGGGGGCUCUGCUCGUCCAGUCGUUCUCCAAAGACGUCUUGGUGAACAUCUACUCGGCCUACAUUGAUAACUUCCUCAAUGCGAAGGAUGCUGUGCGCGUAGCCAAGGAGGCGAGGCCAGCCUUUCUCAAGUUCUUGGAGCAAAGCAUGCGUGAGAACAAGGAAAAGCAGGCGCUGUCUGACCUCCUGAUCAAGCCUGUGCAGAGAAUCCCACGCUAUGAGCUUCUAGUCAAGGACCUGCUGAAGCACACACCGGAAGACCAUCCAGACCACCCCCUCCUGCUGGACGCCCAGCGGAACAUCAAGCAGGUGGCCGAGCGCAUCAACAAGGGCGUGCGGAGCGCCGAGGAGGCGGAGCGGCAUGCGCGUGUGCUGCAGGAGAUCGAGGCCCACAUCGAGGGCAUGGAGGAUCUCCAGGCUCCCCUGCGGCGGUUCCUGAGGCAGGAGAUGGUUGCUGAAGUGAAGGCAAUUGGAGGCAAGAAGGACCGAUCCCUCUUCCUGUUCACAGACCUGAUAGUCUGUACCACCCUGAAACGGAAGUCGGGCUCCCUCCGGCGCAGCUCCAUGAGCCUGUACACAGCCGCCAGCGUCAUCGAUACAGCCAGCAAGUACAAGCUGCUGUGGAAGCUGCCACUGGAAGACACAGACAUCAUCAAAGGGGCGUCACAAACUACCAAUCGGGAGAACAUCCAGAAGGCCAUCAGCCGCCUGGAUGAGGACCUGGCCACCCUGGGUCAAAUGAACAAGCUUUCUGAGAGCCUCGGCUUCCCCCACCAGAGUCUGGACGACGCACUGAGGGAUCUCUCUGCCGCCAUGCACCGGGACCUGUCAGAAAAGCAGGCGCUGUGCUACUCUCUUGCCUUCCCACCCACCAAGCUGGAGCUGUGUGCCACCCGGCCGGAGGGCACCGACUCCUUCAUCUUCGAGUUUCCCCACCCCGAUGCGCGCCUGGGCUUUGAGCAGGCCUUCGAUGAGGCCAAAAGGAAGCUGGCAUCCAGUAAAAGCUGUCUAGACCCCGAGUUCCUGAAGGCCAUCCCUAUCAUGAAAACCCGAAGCGGCAUGCAGUUCUCGUGCGCCGCCCCCACCCUCAGCGGCUGCCCAGAGCCGGCGCCGGAGGUGUGGGUGUGCAAUAGUGAUGGCUACGUGGGUCAGGUGUGCCUGCUGAGCCUGAGGGCCGAACCAGAUGUGGAGGCCUGUAUCGCCGUUUGCUCCGCCCGGAUUCUCUGCAUCGGAGCCGUGCCAGGCCUGCAGCCUCGAUGCCCUAGAGAGCAGCCAGAGCCCUCGAGGAGCCCGCGGGGGACCGCCCUGGAGUCCGCUGGGCCUGACCUGGAUGUCGAGGCCGCAGCCGACGAGGAAGCAGCAACACUGGCGGAGCCAGGGCCUCAGCCUUGCCUGCACAUAUCCAUCUCAGGGUCUGGCCUGGACAUGGAUCCAGGCCCCGCCAAGGGUGACCCCCAGCCCGAGCUGGUGCCCUUUGACAGUGACUCUGAUGAGGAAUCUUCACCCAGCCCCUCCGGGACACUGCAGAGCCAGGCCAGCCAGUCUACCAUUUCCUCCAGCUUUGGCAAUGAGGAGACCCCAAGCUCCAAGGAGGCCACUGCGGAGACAACCAGUUCUGAGGAAGAGCAAGAGCCUGGCUUCCUGUCACUGUCUGGCUCCUUUGGGCCAGGUGGGCCCUGUGGCUCCAGCCCCAUGGACGGAAGAGCCCUUCGCCGCUCCAGCCGUGGCUCCUUCACAAGGGGCAGCCUUGAGGACCUGUUGAGCGUGGACCCCGAGGCCUACCAGAGUUCCGUGUGGCUGGGCACUGAGGAUGGCUGUGUCCACGUCUACCAGUCCUCCGACAGCAUCCGUGACCGCAGGAACAGCAUGAAGCUCCAGCACGCAGCCUCCGUGACUUGCAUCCUGUAUCUGAAUGACCAGGUGUUUGUGUCUCUGGCCAAUGGAGAGCUUGUAGUCUACCAGAGGGAAGCGGGGCGCUUCUGGGACCCCCAGAACUUCAAAUCGAUGACCCUGGGUGCUCAGGGGAGCCCCAUCACCAAGAUGGUGUCUGUGGGUGGACGGCUAUGGUGUGGCUGCCAGAACCGGGUCCUUGUCCUGAGCCCUGAAACACUGCAGCUGGAGCACACCUUCCACAUAGGGCAGGACUCCAGCCGGAGCGUGGCUUGCAUGGCGGACUCCAGCCUGGGUGUGUGGGUGACCUUGAAAGGUAGCGCCCAUGUUUGUCUCUACCACCCAGACACCUUUGAGCAGCUGGCGGAGGUAGAUGUCACCCCUCCUGUGCACAGGAUGCUGGCAGGCUCCGACGCCAUCAUCCGGCAGCACAAGGCGGCCUGCCUGAGGAUCACAGCGCUGUUGGUUUGUGAGGAGCUGCUGUGGGUAGGCACCAGUGCUGGGGUGGUGCUCACCCUGCCCACCUCGCCGAGCACCGUCAGCUGCCCCCGGGCGCCUCUCAGCCCGGCCGGCCUGGGCCAGGGCCACACCGGCCACGUCCGCUUCCUGGCCGCAGUCCAGCUGCCCGACGGCUUCAACCUUCUCUGUUCAACCCCACCGCCGCCCCCAGACACAGGCCCCGAGAAGCUGCCAUCCCUGGAUCACCGGGACUCCCCUCGGCACCGAGGCCCCACCUCAGCCAAGCCGAAAAUGCUGGUCAUCAGCGGUGGUGACGGCUAUGAGGACUUCCGGCUCGGCGGCGGCGGUGGUGAGACGGUGGGCCGGGACGACAGCACGAACCACCUGCUCCUGUGGAGGGUGUGAGCCUGCCCCUGUGGCCCAGGACUCAGCUGUCGCUGCCCUCAGCCUGCCUGCCUCUCCCAGGCCACUCGCAGACCUUGAGCAGAGAGUCCACGCAGGGACCGCCGGCUAGGCCGAGGCCUCCCUUACCCACUGACUGCCCUAGUGCUCCCGUUUGGGACCAGGGUGAAGGUGUGGGGGCUGCCAGGACCUCUGUCCCUGAAGCUUCGACCAAAGACACAGCAGGGCCUGGACCCCACUGGGCUGGACCCCACGUGCAAUAUGUGGAGGGUUCUCUGGGGCAGUGGGAAGGUGGAGGGACAGCAGCCUUUCCUGUGUACAGUAUUUAUGUUACUGUUUAGACGAAUACUUUCCAAAGCACUUAUUUAUGCAGUGACCUGGGGCAGGACAUGAUGUGAGAAGUGACAGGAGGAUAAGAGCCUGUUCCUGCCUGAGAGGCCACCCUGGAAUCCCGGGUGUUCCGAGCUUUCCUGGAAGGACCAAUGCCCAUCCAUUACACACACACACACACACACACACACACACACACAGGCACUCAACACGCUCACACGCAUAUUCAGGGCACUAAGACACUGUCCUUUAACAGACUCCAGCCCUCCCUGACGGGCCCGCCCAUCCUAAUCCAGAAGCAAACUUUGCUCAUGUGCCCUCAGACAAGAUGACUGGAGGACCAUGAUUCUCUCACUGAGGAGCUUCCCGGGAUUUAGCAUGUCCAAAGUGUUGGUGGUACCUGAGGUUCCUUUCUGUGGGAACAUUGGUGGGUCUGGGACAGGGCUCUCAGGUCAGAGACAAGGGCCCUCACUCCUCACAGCUGGCUCAAGCCCCAGCUCCUGCCUCCCCAUGUCUUAUGCACUGGCACAAUGGUCACCUUGGGGGUGGACCUAUGAGUCCCCUUUCUCUGACCACUGAAUCCCUCUCUAAACACCCCACCCUGCCAGGGGUGGCCCCUUCGGGAAGGACACCCCUCCCCCUCCAGAGUUGAGGGGCGAGGCGUAGCCUUUUCAGCUGGGAAGGCUUCUACCUCUGGUAGUCUCUCCCUCACCACCAGGCUACAGGGAGCCACCUAACCCUCAGCCCUUGCUUCAGCUACAACUCCAAAGGUCUGGUUUCAGAUAGGGUUUGUCUCUUCUGUUUGAUUUUUUUCUUUGGGGUGGGUGGGUCAUUGAGGUCUUACAUUACAUUUCUCUUGCUACCAAACAGUCAUGUAUUAACUCUCCUCAGAUGAUGAAAUUUAAAGAGUCAAUAAAUAGAAACACCAAAUGAUGGCUCCCCCGCUGGCCUUGGGCAUAAAGGCCUACUGGCAGCCACCUCAGGGCUCUGUCUCCCCAAGGAUGAGGGCUUUCUGACUGACUCAUUUGGGCUAAGGGAGGAGGUAAAGAAGGGCGUUGGGGGGAUGGGGUUGGCGCUGACUUGCUGUGUUGUCAUGGGCAGGUCGCUGCAGCUGUCUGGGCUUCAGUCUUCUCAUUAGAAGAAGGAAGGAAUUUUGAAUGUUAGAAUCCCUACAAAUCAUAUGCAUAUCAAUAGUGUAUCAAUCAAGAGCUUCCACGUCAAGCCAGUCUAGGUUUAGGCUUGGACGUCUGAGGCAGACACGCUGCAGGCAAGGAGCCAGGGCAGAAGAGUUCCUAAGGCUUCUACGGAGCAGAACUAGAGCCAAGCUCUGGCUGGUUCUGGUACAAAGCGGUGUGCCAUUAAACUAGACUGCAGAGAAUGCAAAUGCCAGCAACAUGGCACCACUUUGAAAGGACACCAUGGUGUCCCCACGGGACUCGAGGCGCCCUCACAACAAAGGGCAGGUCUUAAAAUCCAGUUCAGUGGUUAAGAGCACUGACUGCUCUUCCAGAGGACCUGGGUUCAAUCCCCAGCAUCCUCAGCUCACAACCAUCUAACUCCCAACCCCAAGGGAUCAGAUGCCUUCUUCUGGCCUCCAGGGCCAGUGCGUGCACAUGGCCACAGACCUCCAUGCAGGCAAAAACAAAAAACAACACCCCUACA